Chenopodium quinoa (quinoa) is the source of this 2954-nucleotide messenger RNA. RefSeq names its product activating signal cointegrator 1 complex subunit 2-like. Gene Ontology annotation, molecular function: ubiquitin binding. The transcript has 9 exons. Lineage: Eukaryota; Viridiplantae; Streptophyta; Magnoliopsida; Caryophyllales; Amaranthaceae. Bases 74 to 2617 code for a protein of 847 amino acids. The record is from RefSeq and is a predicted model, not a curated record.
UCGCUGAUCAGUUAAGGCGAACCCUCCUGCUAUUCAUCCUUCCAAUCCCCAUUCCCCUAUUCUACUGCUCACAAUGUCAAAUCGAUCGUCUAAUCACAGGGAUGAAAACCCCAAUUUCACCGGCAACAGGGGUUUUCGUGGCAAAACCCAGAAGAAAUUCGUCCCCAAAACUAACCAUAAUUCAGCAACAUCAACCCCUCAAACCAGUAACCCUAGUUUCUCUGCUUCUGUGCGUCAAUCUCAAUCCUCAAAUUCAGCAUCAUCCGUUGCUCAUUUCAAGGGUGGCAGAGUUCAAUUGGGCGCUAAUGGUGAGUGGGUUUCCAGUAGCAACAAUGGUGGUGGGGGCAAUUUCGUAAAUUACCUUCCUCAGGAUGAAGCUGUAGCUGUUGGUUUGGGUGCAGUGCAAGGUGGUCUAGAUCCCCUCGAGUCUCAGAGAGUCGUCGAUCUUCUUAACAGAGAGUUGGCUAGGUUGCUCAAGUUAAAACCUAGAGAUUUCUGGCGUGAAGUGGCGGUAGAUACCUCCUUGCACGAAUUUCUUGACAGUUUCCUGCAGUUUAGAAGUAGAUGGUAUGAUUUCCCUUAUCAUGGAGCCAAGGGAAUUGUUGCUGGUGUUAUUGUUGGGGACUUAGAGCUAAGCCGCCGUGUUUUCAUGUUAUUGUAUAGGAUAUCUUCUAAUAAGGAUCCUGGUUUGCCAGCCACAGAAAGCCUAAGUCAAAAAGAUCACCAAGUCCUUUUGCAGGAAAAGAAAUUGCUUGAUUUGCCCAAGUUGUUGGAUUUAUGUGCAGUCUAUGGUCAUGAAAAUGAACAUUUGACCAGAUCGCUGGUUUUGAAUGCUAUAAAUGCACAGCCUGAUAUCUACAGAAGUUUUACUACCAUGUUGUCGCAUUUCUUGGGCAUUGUUCGCACAAUGUAUGAACGUUGCAGUUCAUCUUUAGAGGUUUUGAUUUCUGCUUGUGGCCGUGUAGACAAUGGACCCAGUCAACGACAUAUAGAAUACUUAGAGGUGAUGGAUUUCCUAAAUGAUGCUGUUGUAUCCAUGGACACAUUUGUUAGUGCUUAUAAGCCUGCAGCUCUUUACCUUGCUUGCCCUGUUGAUGCUAGUCACAGUAACGAUGAAUUGGUCAAUGUUCUUGCAACUUUGCAUGACUCUCUGCUACCCUCGUUACAACAAGGGCUUCAAAUCAUAUUAGCUGCAGGAAAGGAAACAUCUCCCAUGCUUUCUGAUGUUUCUCUUAGUUUGAAAGUAUUAUCUUCAAGAUUAGUUGAUCUUGGUUGGAAACUAUUAUAUAAUUGCUACCUGAGCGAGGAGUUAUUUAAAAAUAACCUUCCCUUUCCUGCUGCCAUGAAGAUUUUUCCUGCUAGUGUUGAGGAUCCUGUUAUUAGGGCUGAUAUAUUGGUUCAAACGUUUAAGGAGAUUGCUGCAGUUCCUCAGGGCAAACAUCACAGGGGUACAUUCCUACAAAACAUUGAAAGAAACUUUCAAACCUUGCACAGAAUUCAGAGCCUCAAACAAAGUGGAUGGGUAUUCAUAGAUGAUGAGCAAUACCAAUACUUGACUGUGAUGAUGACACAUCCAUUACCUGCCGUUUCUAGAAAGUUACCCAGCGCUCCAAACUCUGGUAGAAGUGAUGAUUUGCAAGUGACAGAAGAUGCUGUAAUUGCAGAGUCAAAGAUCAGUCAAGUGAAAGACCUUUUCCCUGAUUAUGGAAAAGGUUUUAUAUCAGCUUGUCUUGAAGCCUAUGACCAUAAUCCUGAGGAGGUGAUUCAAAGGAUUUUGGAGGGAACUUUGCAUGAUGAUCUGCGGAAAUUGGAUACUAAAUUGAAGAUAAUUCCACCUAAGUCUGCUCCACAGUUGACAAAAAAAGAUAAAGGAAAGGGUAUUUUUGUAGAAUCUACAGAAUUGCCUACAACAAACUCAAUCAUAAAACCUCAGAAGCCAAAGCAAGCAGCAGUUUCUUCAUCAGGGUCCUCCAUAUCAUCUUCUGUUGGACGAUUCGUCAGAAAAUCUAAAGAUGACCAACCUGAUCAUGAUAAUUUGGGUUCUAGAGAUGAGAAGCAUAUGGAAAAGACGACUGCUUUGUUGUCACAAUAUGAAUAUGAAGAUGAGUACGAUGACUCUUUUGAUGAUCUCGGCAUGACUGUUGUGGAAUCGGGUGUAGAGGAGACGGAGAUUUUAGGUGAGAAAAUUCGUUCAAAAUUGAGUGUGCCCUCUGGGGCUGAAAGCCAUGGUUUUGGUUCCAGCGCAGCUGCAUCCAAAUGGAAUUCUAAAAAGAAACCUCAGUUUUAUGUCAAGGAUGGUAAGAACUACAGUUACAAGGUUGAAGGAUCUGUUGCAGUUGCUGACCAAAAGCAAGCAUCUUUAAUUAAUCAAGCCCAGAAAGAACAAAUACAUGGACUCGGACGUGGUGGUAACCGUCCUCUUGGUGCUGUUAAGAUUCUAGAAGAGCAGAACCAAGUAGAAGUGGAGGAGUCUGAUCCUUCGGAAAUGGAUGGUGGAGGCAACGCUGGAAGAGAAAGGGGAAGGGGCCGUGGAAGACGGGGAGGAGGAGGAAGGAAUAAUCAUUACAGAAAAGAUAGAGCCAUGAAGAAACACAUAACUGGAUUGGGUGGUUUUUAGGUAUAUACUAAAGCAACUGAAGGUUGUACAGCCAUUUAGUUUUUCUUAGUUUUGGAAAUUAUCCAGUGCUUUUUUAAUAUUUACCUAAUUCUUACAACCCUGGUACAACGACAUUAAUCAAAAUCAUAAAGAAAUACUAAAAAAAGAAAGAAAACUAGGUUUUUGAAAAUAUAAUUGUUUUUCAGCAUCUUUUUUCACUUUGUAGUAUUCUAAUACUUCGUAUUAACUUUGAUUACCAAAUUUAUUAUCUUUAUGUAACUUGUACUAAAGCAUGGUUUACCUUGCUAUUGAUGAUGAAUUGUGAGAUGCAAUCAAUUUGGGGUCUAUUGAUCUUAAA